Messenger RNA from Eutrema salsugineum, 620 nucleotides. RefSeq lists its product as uncharacterized. The transcript has 7 exons. The record is from RefSeq and is a predicted model, not a curated record. NCBI's taxonomy places the organism in Eukaryota, Viridiplantae, Streptophyta, Magnoliopsida, Brassicales, Brassicaceae. Bases 57 to 605 code for a protein of 182 amino acids.
GGGGAUUCUAAUUUACAGUUGACGCUGUGUUCUUCAAUUACCAAUUCAAGCCACCGAUGGACAUGCAGAUUCGAAUUCGGUGUCCGCAAAAGAUCAGAUGGAGGAUACUGCAGACGUCCCAGAUCCCGAGCCCACAAAUGUUAAGGCCACCUUUGAUAAUGCAGACAAUCCAGUCGCUAAUUCAGAUCGAUAAAAUUCAGGUCACCGAUGAGAAGGCUGUGCUCCGUGAUCCACAAACUGAACUACAUAAAGAACAGCUUACCGAUGAGAAUGCUGGCAUCCCGGAGCCGAAUUUUGAAGUACCUAAAGAGCAGGUAAUAUUGAACCCAAUAAUAGACGACCCUCAAGCCUUUUCACUUGGUCUAACUCAAGAAGAGAAGAACCGUGAGGAAGCUCGGCUAAGAGAAGAAGAGCAGAAGAGCAGAAUGGAUGUUGGAGAUUCUUCCAAAGUUCCUCCUCCGAUAUGCAAAAGCUUGCGCCCAAGAGCUCCUGCAUCUACAUCUUCAGACUUUGUGUACCCUCAGAAACAGCAGAAAAAGACCGACAAAUCUGUAAAAUUGUCUGCUUUUUUUUUCCUAGACCCACCUCUGAACAAGUUUCCUUGAAGCCAGAAUUAAAGA